AAGGUAAUUCUACUCCUAUUCGUGUCUUAUACUCAUGGGCAGGUGCAAGAUAGGUAUUACCCCCGUUACCACUUGGCACCGCCGUUUGGCUGGAUGAACGAUCCCAACGGAUUCUGCGUCUUCAACAACGAGAUCCAUCUGUUCUAUCAGCACAAUCCGCACAGCGGCGUCGAUUGCGGCGUUGCGCAGUGGGGACAUGCGAAAAGUAAAGACUUCUUCCAUUGGGAACAUCAACCGAUCGCUAUGCGCACUGAUAAGCCGUACGACACAUGCGGCGUGUUUUCUGGAAGCGCUCUAGUCGAAGAUAACACCAUAUACGUGUUCUACACUGGAAAUGUAAAAUACCCAGGAAAGACACCCGAUCACCAGAACCGUCAAGCCCUAGCCUGGAGUACGGACGGCGUCACCUUUACUAAAUAUGCGAACAACCCCAUCAUCACUGGUUAUAUAGACACGCCGGAUAUACGAGACCCUAAAGUUUGGGAACACCAAGGUACAUAUUACAUGGUAUUGGGUAGCUCUCUGAAUGAUUAUUAUAAUCCGACUAGUAAAAACAUUGGCAGCAUCGUUCUUUACUCUUCAAACGAUAAGUUUUCAUGGAACUACGUUUCUGUUCUGGCGCAAUCGAACGGCACUUUCGGAUUCAUGUGGGAAUGCCCCGACCUCUUUGAACUAGAUGGCAAAUACGUGCUUCUGUUUUCGCCUCAAGGUGUUGAGCCUUCGGGGGACAGAUAUCAAAACUUAUUCCAAACGGGUUACCUAAUUGGCGACUUUGACUAUUCCACUCUUAAGUUUACUCCGACGUCGGAGUUUGUGGAGCUCGACCACGGACACGACUUUUAUGCUACUCAGACCACUUUAGAUAAUUUUGGACGCCGUAUCGUGGUAGGUUGGUUUGAUAUGUGGGACCGAAAUUACCCUGAAGCCAAUGAUGGUUUCACUGGUAUUAUGACUAUACCUAGAGAGCUCAGACUAUUAAACGGCAAGCUUGUACAGAUACCCAUAGCAGAAGUUUCUAGCAUCAGGGGAAGACAAGUUUCGACGAUAAAUGGAUAUUAUGUUCUGAGUGACAAAGCCGGAGAAGUCAAUGUUCUUGCCGAUGGUUAUCGAAACUUUCAACUGUGCAUUGAAUCGGAAAAUGUCAAAGUGACGAUAUCUUACGAUGCAGCGAACGGCAAGGUGACGCUGGACCGCGGAGGCUCCGACAGUAUUCGUCGCACGGAUUGGAGACCUGCAGGGCGCGGGCAGCUGAAAUGGAGAAUCUUUGUGGACGCGAGCUCUAUUGAGCUGUUCUGCGGAGAGGGCGAGGUGACUUUCUCGAGCCGAUUCUUCCCUGAGGGUGCCGUGGUCAUUUAUCAACGUGGAGCAGCGGUAGUGACCGUAAACGAGAUACUACGCACUAUGCCUCGACCGUUAGAAACAGUAACUUCCGAUGCUAGUGCAGAAAGUAAGUCAUUACUUCACGAGUACCGAGAUAUCUUGCCACAAGACUCGGGACUAGUGAAGACUGAAGUUUCCGCAGGUGUAUCGACGUUUAUUUAA
Messenger RNA from Cydia fagiglandana, 1542 nucleotides. RefSeq names its product sucrose-6-phosphate hydrolase-like. Gene Ontology annotation, biological process: carbohydrate metabolic process. The record is from RefSeq and is a predicted model, not a curated record. Gene Ontology annotation, cellular component: cytoplasm. NCBI's taxonomy places the organism in Eukaryota, Metazoa, Arthropoda, Insecta, Lepidoptera, Tortricidae. The coding region runs from base 94 to 1542 and encodes 482 amino acids. Gene Ontology annotation, molecular function: beta-fructofuranosidase activity. The transcript has a single exon.